AUGGGGACCUGGCAGGAGGUUUUUGCAGCGAAGAUUGCAGAUAUGCACUUAACAGAGCCGUGGAAGCUUCAGGAGGAUGAUAGCCUGCAGGUGCAUGUCCUCAAGCCUGGCUGGAAGGAGUUUGUGCAGCGCCGUGCGCUUGGAAGGUUUCAGUGCUCCCAGUGCUUUCAUGAGUGGUCCUCAGCCAAAGUGCAUGUCCUGUUCCACAUGCGCCAGCACCGGGGCCGCGGCAAGGUGCGGAUGCGAGCCUUUCGCCAGGCAUGCAGGCGAUGCCCUGACCCCCGGCUGGAGGAACCUGAAUUCAGCCAGGAGACCAUGGAGAGGCUUCUGCACAACCUGGUGCUAAAGAUCCUCGAGUACUUCUACCACCUGCCCAUCCAGCCCUCUGACCUCCUGGAAGUCGUGGUGGACGUGCCGGUGCUGGGGCCGCACGACAGCGCCCGCUGUGAGGGCUGUCAGCUUGGUGUUUGCAGGGAGUCGAGGCCGGCCCCGGUGUUGGAUGCCUGGGAGCCCUUGAUAGAUGCAAAGAAGGCCAGGACCCAUCGCACCAUGAAACACCAGCGCGUGAGGCCCCGUGCAACCCCAACCCACCACCCCUCACCCUUCGAUAGCAACUUCCCCUGGAAAUGCUGCUGCUGUGUUGGCAGUUCUUUGCUCUGUGUUUUGGCAGUGCUCCUCUUUGUCCUGCUUUAUUUCACCAAGAAGUAG
Gavia stellata (red-throated loon) is the source of this 708-nucleotide messenger RNA. RefSeq names its product receptor-transporting protein 3. Bases 1 to 708 code for a protein of 235 amino acids. The record is from RefSeq and is a predicted model, not a curated record. The transcript has 2 exons. Gene Ontology annotation, biological process: protein targeting to membrane; detection of chemical stimulus involved in sensory perception of bitter taste; protein insertion into membrane. NCBI's taxonomy places the organism in Eukaryota, Metazoa, Chordata, Aves, Gaviiformes, Gaviidae. Gene Ontology annotation, molecular function: olfactory receptor binding.